Brassica rapa (field mustard) is the source of this 483-nucleotide messenger RNA. RefSeq names its product putative F-box/kelch-repeat protein At2g41360. The record is from RefSeq and is a predicted model, not a curated record. NCBI's taxonomy places the organism in Eukaryota, Viridiplantae, Streptophyta, Magnoliopsida, Brassicales, Brassicaceae. Gene Ontology annotation, molecular function: protein binding.
AUGGGUUUGUCCAUAUUAAGCCCGUUGGCACGGGAAGAAGCAGUGGGAGUGGUCGAUGGGAAGAUAUACGUGAUCGGAGGAAGUGUUGAUGAGAGCCAAGUGGAAGUAUUCGAUCCAGAAACACAAACCUGGGAGUUCGCAGGCGAGGAGAAAGUGCAAUGCAAGUCGCGGUUUAGUGCGUCGCUGGAGGACAGGGUUUACAUGGUGGACUCCCUACAUGGGAGAAUCAGUGCGUAUACUCCGAGAGAAGGUAUAAGCAACGUGGCGACAGAGAGUCAAAGUGAUAAAAUGAAUUGCUUGUGUGUGGUAGAGAAUGUGAUAUAUGCUUGUUUUAAGCGGAGUGGGUUAAUGUGGUUUGACACAAAGCUAAAGGUUUGGAGAAGAUUGGUUGAUUCUGAUGGGAAGAUGGAUAUUAGGUGUAGAAUGAUCGCAUUGGAUAGGGUAGGAGAUGAGAUUCGUGGGAAGAUUGAGUGGUCUGAUUGA